UUUCCAUCCUGUGUCCGCUCAUAUUUAUGCAUUAGGCGUUUCUGCAGUGAGUCGCUGGAUAUUGAUGUGUUGUAAGGAGGUGUUCCCAGUCCUCCCUCCCUCCCUCUCACUCUCCUGCCUGCUCCCUCCGUGCUGCUGAUCCGUGGGGUCUCUGUGCGCUCAGACGCGUUUGGCGUUCAGACUCGUAAGAACCCCAAUGGCCCCCCUGCACCGACGGGACUGCGCUAACCAGACGACCAGCCCCGGCUCCGAGUGCUCCUAGCGAAGGCAGGACCCAGAGUCCGGGAGCCUGCUCCUGGAAUACCGCAUUGUUUUGUAAUUUUCCAGCCAGAGAGAGAAAGGUGAAGAUGCUGAUGAUGAGCCCGCGAUGGUGGAUUUCCCUUUUGUGCGUCUGUGGACUGAUGCACGUCGGUCACCAGAGCAGAACAAAUGCACGAAAUGGAGACGCCUUGCUAAACAUGAAGGCUCUUCGUGAUGCUGGCAGGUUCGUGGGGAAGGAGGACACGGUGCCUGUCCGCUUGCUCUUCAGCAGGCACAAUCUCAGCCAGAUCACGCAGGAUGAGCUCAGCACCAGGGUCAAAGCGAGCCCCGGCUCCACGCAGGUGAACCAUGUGGCCCAGGCGACCUUUAAAGUCGAGGCUUUUGGGAAGGAAUUCAUCUUGGAUGUGGAACUGAAUCAUGAUCUGCUGUCUUCAGGAUAUGUGGAAAGGCAUGUGUCGGAUAAAGGGAAGGCCAUCAUCACCAAUGGAGGAGAGCACUGCUACUACCAGGGGAAGGUCAGAGAAAUCCCUCACUCCUUUGUGGCUCUGUCAUCUUGUCAUGGAUUACAUGGGAUGUUUUUCGAUGGCAAUCACACCUACAUGAUUGAACCUGGAGGACAGGACGGCAGCACUGGAGACGUCCAAAUUCACAUGAUAUACAAAUCUGCAGAGGAGGAGGGAUUAAAAAAAUUCCUAAAUGGAGAUCUGCCAGAGCCACCUUUUCCCAGCCCUCCAUUUCCUGGGUCAAAGGUUGUUCACAGGAGAAAAAAGAGACAGGCUCCACAUGUGUCCCACAGUGUAGAGGACGAGACAAAAUACAUUGAGUUGAUGGUGAUCAAUGACCAUUUAAUGUAUAAGAAGCACCGGCUUUCCGUUGGGCACACAAAUAACUAUGCUAAGUCAGUGGUCAAUAUGGCUGACAUGAUUUUCAGAGAGCAGCUUAAUACACGGAUUGUGCUGGUUGCCAUGGAAACCUGGUCCGCCGACAACAAGUUCAACAUCGACGAUGACCCCAUGGUGACCCUGAGGGAGUUCAUGAAGUACAGAAAAGACUUCAUUAAGGAGAAAUGUGACUCUGUUCAACUCUUCUCAGGGAAUCGCUUUCAUAGCAGUUGGGGCGGAGCUUCUUACAUGGGAGGAGUUUGCUCUCUCACUAAAGGAGGUGGAGUGAACGAGUACGGGAAAACGGAUGAGAUGGCCAUAACCCUCGCUCAGCUGCUUGGACAGAACAUCGGCAUCUUCUCGGACAAGAAGAGGAUCCUCAACGGUGAAUGCAAGUGUGAUGAUCGCUGGUCAGGCUGUAUCAUGGAUGAUGUUGGCUUCUACCUGCCAAAGAGGUUCUCUGACUGCAAUGUGGAGGAGUACCACAACUUCCUGAACAGUGGAGGAGGAGCUUGUCUGUUCAACAAACCUCUGAAGCUCUUGGACCCUCCAAUCUGUGGUAACGGCUUUGUGGAGCCAGGAGAGGAGUGCGAUUGCGGCAGCCCGGCGGAGUGUGCCAGAGAAGGGGAAAACUGCUGUCAGAAAUGUACGCUGACUCAAGGCUCAAAGUGUAGCAACGGACUCUGCUGCAACAGCUGCCAGAUGGAGGUGAUGGGGGUCGUGUGUCGAGACGCAGUGAAUGACUGUGAUAUCCCAGAAAACUGCACAGGCAACUCCAGCCAGUGUCCACCCAAUGUGCAUAAGAUGGAUGGCUACACAUGUGAAAAGGAUCAGGGUCGCUGCUUCAAUGGAAGGUGCAAAACCAAAGACCGACAGUGCAAGUACAUCUGGGGAGAGAAGGCAACAGCAGCUGACAAGUUCUGCUACGAGAAGCUCAACAUUGAGGGGACAGAGAAGGGCAACUGUGGGAAAGACAAGGACACCUGGAUCCAGUGUAACAAACAGGAUGUUCACUGUGGUUACCUGCUGUGCUCCAACAUCUCACCUGCGCCGCGGCUGGGAGAGCUGCAGGGAGGACUGACUUCUUUCUCUGUAGCACGACACAGCGCUUCUCUUGACUGCAGCGGCGCUCACGUGGUGAUCGAUGGAGACACUGACCUGGGCUAUGUGGAGGACGGGACAGCCUGCGGGACAGACCGGAUCUGUUUCAAUCGUAAAUGUCUCCCAAUGCAACAGUUCAACUUCAGCACCUGCCCGGGGACCACCGACAAGAUCAUCUGCUCUGGACACGGGGUGUGCAGUAGUGAACUGAAGUGUGUGUGUUACCUGGGCUGGGCUGGAGACGACUGUAACUCCACGUCCCCUCUCAGUUAUCUCAUGGUUGGACCGACUGCCUCUGUUUCAGGUAUCACCAGUACAAACAUCGUAGUCGGGGCCAUUGUGGGCUCCAUGCUCUUCCUCGCGCUCAUACUGGCUGUAACAGCGUGGUGCUACAAGAGCUAUACGCAGAGAUGCUACGAUGAGUCCAAUGUUCACCGAAGAUUCUGCCGGCAAAUGCCCCCAGGUGACUAUGUCACAAAGCCUGGGGAUGCAGAUUCAUUUUACAGUGACAUGCCUCCGGGGGUCAGCACAAACUCUGGCUGCAGCUCCAAGAAGAGGUCAGCCUGCCUGUCGCACCUGCAGAUUUGCACCCUGUCCUUCACUCCCUCCAUCCCAUCCAUUUCUCAGAACAUCUCACUGUUUGGCUUCAGGUCUAAUGGACUGUCACACUCAUGGAGUGAGAGAAUCCCAGAUGCAAAACACAUUUCAGACAUCUGUGAAAACGGGCGACCAAGGAGCAACUCAUGGCAAGGAAAUCUUAGUGGGAAUCGAAAAAAACUGAAAGGAAAGAAGUUCCGUGCUCGCUCUAACUCCACAGAGACGCUAUCCCCUGCCAAGUCUCCCACUUCCUCUACAGGAUCUAUUGCAUCCAGCAGAAAGUACCCGUACCCCAUGCCCCCUCUCCCCGACGACCAGAGAAAAGCCAACAGGCAGAGUGCCCGGCUGUGGGAGACUUCAAUAUAACAGCCGUGUAACCCAUUCAGCAAAAGACCUUAAGGAACUACACUUGUCUCUCCUUGUCUAUGAAUGAAAAACACACAAAAAUGAAACGAAAUUGACUCUUAAACGACUAAUGAGGAAGAGAUAGAUAGAGAGAGCCCCCAACCGGAGUGGAACUAGGCAGCAGUCUGUGCGAGUUGGUGAGAGUUGGUGUGUAAAACCAUCUCUGAGGCCGUCGAGCCUUCACAUUCAGUGAUGAUGCAGCGUGAUGGCAGAGAAACCAGCUCCAUAUUCACUCCAGACCAGCUGAAGCUGAGACUGAGCUGUUCAGUCCAACGGGACUCAAAACCCCCACCACUCUGAGCCCCCACGCCCACCAAACCCCCACCAACCCCUGUCCCCGAAACCUUAAACCACAACACAUCCUCCUCUCGUCACACUCACUCACUCACGUCAGAGCCACAGUUUCCUGAGAUUUCCCCAGGAGCAGGUCAUCGUAUCACACGGCAUCGCUGGAUUUUGUCGGACCAUUUUGACGCACGCGAAUCACUGUAGAAACACUGUAUGCAUGAGAUAAACCUGUUUAUCAGCAAACUCCUCCCACUGACGAGACGAGAAGAGCAGCAAUCUGAUCAGAAAGGAAAAGCAUGGUGGCGGGGGGACAGUGAUUUUAUACCUUCUGUAGGCUUUGAUGCUUUCUCUCCAUUAUAGGCAACACAUAUUAUAUCAACAAUUAUAACCCAUAAGCCAAGACAUGGACGCAACCCUCACCCCUCCUCCUCCUCCCAUUGCCUUGUUUGUGCGUGUGUAAAUAUGUACAGUUAAAAAAACCCCGCAUAGAGUAUGUUUUUGCUUUUAUUUUGAAGGAGGAAAACUUCCUCUUCCUUGUGUGUUGUGCUGUAGACAGAAGUCUCUGUCUGUAAUUGUACUUUCUGUCCUAAUUCCCCCCCUACAACACUUUCCUGUGUGACUGUGACCUCUAAGGUUUUCUCCAUCCAUCCAUAGCAGAAUGUGUUCAUAUUAGCACUGGUUUCCAUCCAUCUUUGGGAGAAAUGCACAGACGUGACGGAACACCACAGGAAGACAUUGAUUGUGGCACAGUUAAGGAUGUCACUGCGAUGGUAUUAAUUUAGAUGAAUAGUUUUACGUGCCAUUCCCGUGUGAAACGAAUGGACUGAGAUGUGUCUGACGUAGUUAUAGAUUUACCACGUUUCACUCGUGUGUUUUUUGCAAGUUUCCCCCCCCUUGAUGCAGUUAAAAGAAGUGUCAGAUUGUCCUUGAAUUACGUGCUCCCGUUCCCGCGAUGAGAGCACACAGUGUCAUGAUGAGUGUCACGACACUGCAAGAAUCUUGAGAUGUGCAUUUUGGAUUUAGCUGUGAUGAUUGAGAUAUUUAGCUUGUAAAUGAUUAACUAUGCUGUACAGUGUUUGAGCUUGUGAAGACCAACAGCAUGACACUUCUAUAUCAAAUUGCAUUAUUUCUCUGGUAGGCUGUUUGUAGGACCACAACGCGGAGCAGAGAGCAUGUCACUGAAAGACUGUUUCCCCCUCACGGCCUACUGCACAGAAUACACUGUCUUUAGGACAAUGCAGAGCAGGAGAUCACUGGGUUUGAUGAUCGAUAAAGAAAGAUUUGUCAUGUAGCUAUUUAAGGUGGAAUUCCCUGGAAACUAUCACUUCUUUGUACAGUUACAAAUUGCUCUACCUUGUGUAGACACUGUUGUCUCAAGGCCUCACGUUUGUCAUUUAUUGUUGUUUAGUUUUAGUUCCAGCAUGGACACCUGUUCAUUUGUAAUUCAUGUAUGCAUUAGGACUGUAUAGGUAAUAUGAUUGUCACAAUAUUGGACUAAUAUUGCUAUUAGUAUCUUUUAAGUACCUUUGUAAUGUUCACCUUUUUCUCAGCAUUAUGUACAGCAAGUGUCCAAACUUGUUAUUUAGUGCAUUACUUGUAAUUCUGUGUGUUUAAUGGGUUUGAUUGGACACAUGAUGAUGAUUUUUUAAAAACAUUCUUUUCCCCUC
This is a messenger RNA of Solea senegalensis (Senegalese sole), 5200 nucleotides long. RefSeq names its product ADAM metallopeptidase domain 22 (gene adam22). NCBI's taxonomy places the organism in Eukaryota, Metazoa, Chordata, Actinopteri, Pleuronectiformes, Soleidae. The record is from RefSeq and is a predicted model, not a curated record. Bases 348 to 3206 code for a protein of 952 amino acids. Gene Ontology annotation, molecular function: metalloendopeptidase activity. Gene Ontology annotation, biological process: proteolysis. Gene Ontology annotation, cellular component: postsynaptic density membrane. The transcript has 31 exons.